This is a messenger RNA of Wasmannia auropunctata (little fire ant), 276 nucleotides long. RefSeq names its product odorant receptor coreceptor-like. The transcript has 2 exons. Lineage: Eukaryota; Metazoa; Arthropoda; Insecta; Hymenoptera; Formicidae. Gene Ontology annotation, biological process: sensory perception of smell; detection of chemical stimulus involved in sensory perception of smell. The record is from RefSeq and is a predicted model, not a curated record. Gene Ontology annotation, cellular component: plasma membrane. The annotation marks the transcript as partial. Gene Ontology annotation, molecular function: olfactory receptor activity; odorant binding.
AUGAUAACAGAUGAUUCAAAAGUACCUAUUGUUAAAGUGAUUGCUUUCUUCUUUUAUGUCACCUGUAUGUUGACGAAUUUUUUUACAUACUGCUACGCAGCUGAAAAACUUAUAGAAGAGAGCACCAAUAUGGCGUACGGUGUGUAUGAAUGCAAGUGGUAUGAUUUACCAUCAAAAAAUGCAAAAGACUUAAUGUUUAUUGUAUAUCGAUCUACGAUUCCCGUUAGAAUGACAGCUGGAGAAUUUGGGACCUUUUCGUUAGAGAUGUUCGGAACA